This is a messenger RNA of Xiphias gladius (swordfish), 4078 nucleotides long. RefSeq names its product protein phosphatase, Mg2+/Mn2+ dependent, 1Bb (gene ppm1bb). Gene Ontology annotation, cellular component: cytosol; nucleus. The record is from RefSeq and is a predicted model, not a curated record. The coding region runs from base 430 to 1881 and encodes 483 amino acids. Gene Ontology annotation, biological process: positive regulation of canonical NF-kappaB signal transduction; protein dephosphorylation; negative regulation of canonical NF-kappaB signal transduction. The transcript has 6 exons. Gene Ontology annotation, molecular function: magnesium ion binding; manganese ion binding; protein serine/threonine phosphatase activity. Lineage: Eukaryota; Metazoa; Chordata; Actinopteri; Istiophoriformes; Xiphiidae.
CCAAGCAUAUGCCAAAAAUAACACCUCCUCUUGUUCAGCACCCAAAGUCGAAGGAUAGCUCUGGCCUUUCAAUGGAAGAAAGUGCUAGAUUUGUCAGUGUUGUAUAAUAUAACCAAUUCUCAGUGUCCAUAUUUGUUUAGGAACGAUCGAAAUUGUCUUCAUUUAAUGUGAGAGACAGAACUGGCGUCAAACAUGCGUAAAAAUCAACGCUGUCCAAGCAGGGAACCACCGAGAAAGGAAUUAUCGCCGCUCAUCUGAGGCCAAUCUCGAUUAUUUUUGUCAAAUAAGGAAACAUAACAUAGCUAGCCGGCUAACGUUAGCUCCGUAGAUAGCUAGGUUAACGACAUAUCUUCACACAAAAGCAGAAUCCGGCAGAUAAUCAAGAUUGGAUCUACAUUCGCACAACAGCAGGAAAACCUAUAGGCAGCAAUGGGUGCGUUCCUGGACAAGCCGAAGACGGAGAAGCAUAGUGCCCAUGGUGAGGGCAAUGGGCUGCGUUAUGGCCUGAGCUCCAUGCAGGGCUGGCGGGUGGAGAUGGAGGAUGCCCACACAGCUGUGGUGGGUCUCCCCCAUGGACUCACCGACUGGUCCUUCUUUGCUGUCUACGAUGGCCAUGCAGGCUCCCGGGUGGCCAACUACUGCUCCGGCCACCUGCUGGAACACAUCUUGUCAGGAGGGGCCGACUUUGGUUCAGGUCCCGGCUCUGUGGAGGGGGUGAAAGAUGGCAUCCGCUCGGGCUUCCUGAACAUUGACGAGUACAUGCGCAGCUUCACUGACCUGCGGCAGGGCCUGGACCGCAGCGGAUCAACAGCCGUGUGCGUGUUGCUCAGCCCGACCCACCUCUACUUCAUUAAUUGCGGUGACUCGCGGGCCGUGCUGAGUCGAGACGGCAAGGUGGGCUUCUCCACCCAGGACCACAAGCCCUGCAACCCUCGUGAAAAGGAGCGCAUCCAGAACGCUGGCGGCUCAGUCAUGAUCCAGAGGGUAAAUGGCUCCCUGGCUGUGUCCCGGGCCCUGGGGGACUAUGACUACAAAUGUGUGGAUGGUAAGGGCCCCACGGAGCAACUGGUGAGCCCUGAGCCUGAGGUGUGUGUGUUGGAGCGAGCGGCCGAAGGAGACGAGUUUGUGGUGCUGGCAUGUGAUGGAAUCUGGGACGUCAUGUCCAACGAGGAGCUGUGUGAGUUUGUCCGCUCACGACUCCUGGUGUGUGAUGACCUGGAGAAGGUCUGUAACUCAGUGGUGGACACCUGCCUGCAUAAGGGGAGCAGGGACAAUAUGAGUGUGGUGUUGGUGUGUUUACCUGGAGCUCCCAAGAUCUCAGAGGAGGCUGUGAAGAAAGAGGAGGAAUUGGAUAAAUACCUGGAGACCCGUGUUGAGGAGCUACUGGGAAACUGCGGGGAGGCGGGAGUCCCUGACCUGGUGUCUGUUCUGAGAAGCAUUGCCACAGAGAACAUCCCCAACCUUCCACCUGGCGGCGGCCUGGCCAGCAAGCGCAGUGUGAUCGAGGCGGUGUACAACAAGCUCAACCCUCACAGAGAAGAGGAAGGGGCUUGUGCGGGGGGAGAGGAGGAGAGUGAGGAGGGAGGUGGCAGUACGGCGGCUCAUCUGCUGGAGGCUCUGCGGCAGUUCCGCCUCCACCACCGGGGGCAGUACCGUGCGGUGCUGGAGGAGUCCCUGGCCGCCUACCACCUGCGGGGGGAGAGCGCUGCCGAGGGAGCAGGGGAGAGCAGGAGGACCUCAGACAACGACGAUGACAACGACGACCAGGAGCAGCCUGCCUCCCCUCCCUCCCCCCCCUCGCCCCCGCCCUCACCUGCCACUGCAGAGCCGGAGGCCAGCCAAGAUGCGCCUGCCCCUGAGUCCGAUCCCUCCUCUGACUGAGCACCCUGCCCGCAAACCAACCCACCUAUCUCCGUGUCUGUCCCCAGAGCUCUAGUCAGAUGUGCUAUGACCUCUCCUUUUUCCCUCAUCACAGAACUUGAAUGGACACAUCGGCCAUUUAGGGCUCUAUCAUUGUCUUCAACCGCAGCUGCCAUUGCCAUACAUGAAUAUUUUAAUAAUUUGUUGGAAAUAAAAAUGGCCCCUCUGUCUAUUCAAGUUCUGUCUCCAAGCCACAUACAUACCAUAACCUAAUGAGGACUCUUUCUUUUUCUGAUUUGUUUCCCCUGUCCUCUAAACUUGAUUGGCUUGGAUUUCCUAAACUUGCCAGCCACCUUUACGGCUUGACCACACUGACUUGUGUUUAUAAUAGCAAAGAAUCAAAACAAAUUAUUAUUAAGUGCAAAAGUGGCUGGUGAAGCAAAAAAAAAAAAAAAAAAGAACAUUGCACUCCAUGACCUACAUUUAACCAGUUCUGGCUUCUGGCUGCUUUCCUACCUGACCCACCACCCCAGCCUCACCCCCACACCUACUUACAGUGGACGAACUGACAAAGAAAAGGAGAGGAGACACUCUGAACUGCAGCUGUGUCUCCAGGCCUACGCCAUCUACAGACUCAGAACACACUCUUCUGUGUAUAUGUAUGUAUGUAUGUGUGUGUAUGUGUGUCUGCAUGAGUUUGAGAGACCAAGCAAAGAGACCAAUCAUCACUUCAGAAAUUUGUGGUUUUGGUAGUGGAUCAUACUUGAGUUUUAGCCCAUUUAUCAGCAUGUUCAGCGAUGUUAGGUCGUUCAAAUCACUGGGCAAUUUAACCACAGAGGGAUGCUUGUGUGGGUGGGUGUAUACUUGUAGUUUGAACGACAGUUCUUUUAAAUAAAUCUAUCACCACAUAUCCCUAAUUCCACAUCACCACAGUUUAGUACACUGUCUCACAAUUAUGCACAAAGAGGUUAAAAUUUGUUCCUUUUUGGUUAUUCAGGUGAAUGUCAAUGUGCCAGUAACACUCGAGAGGGCAAAACAUAUCGUGGUACCAGGCAACCAGAGUGGUCAUAAAAUUAAAAUAUGUUCAAAUGAAAAUAAGACAAAGUCUGUAGCCAGGCUAGUAACCCUUUAAGGCUGUAAUGCUCAUUGCACACCAGGAAAAAAAAAAACAUUGAAUGGAUGAAAAUUAGAAGCCUUUACUCGUGGGCAAAAUGGUUACAUUGAAAGUUCAUAUUGUUUCCAAAAUCAAAAGGCUUUAUCCUUUGUACAGUUUGUGUUUUUUCUUAGCCAUUCAGUAUCAUGCACCAUAUUGUGUGACAUGGCUUAACUUGUGUCUUAGCUGUGUCAGCUUUGUCAGUGUUAGCCGUAAACUGUUGUUAGCAGCUCCAAUCACAGUCUCUGUUGGUUCCAUAGAAAAGAUCAUGGAAGCGGCUGUGUGCUGCUCUUUCAUGGAGAUUACAGUUUGAAAACACUUCCAAUGAAGCAUAAAUCUUACCUUUGUGUUGCUUGUUGAAGUUUGUUUUUUUGAGUUUGGAAUGAGCUCAGUGUUGCCUAUUCUGGCUGUUGUGGUGGAAAAAAAAAACACAGGUCAUGCAACUUAAACGACAGUAUACUGUAGGACCUUUGCCACCAUCAUGGUAAUAAUACGCCCUGUUGAAGAGUACCAGCAGCAGGCAUAUCGGUUGUUUUCAUGGUAACAAUGAAAACAUUUUCAUUUGUUUUCAUGGUAACAAUAAUAAACACGUGGUUGAAGUUGUGGAACAGUUACGGUUCGGUUAGGUUUAAGUACAAAAACUACUUGGUUAGGUUUAGAGAAAGAUCAUGAUGUGGAUUAAAAUAAGUACUUCACUGAGGUUAGAGGACCUUUGUUGUCAUGGUUACAGUAAUAAACACCUGGUUAAGGGGGUGGAAUGGUCAUGGUUGAAAGAAACAAUGUUGAUUAUUGGUUUCAAACUGGACACAAACAGCGGUGCCCUGUGUCAAAGUCCUGUGUUUUGUCAAGCCGUCCAUCCGCCCCAAACUCCUCGUAACGUGGAAGAAGUUGCUCUAUAUGCGACAUCACUUUACUUCCCCAUUCGCUCCUGUCAUAAUUACUGCGGCCGCUAGAGGUCGGCUGACAAGAAAGCGUAACUAAGCGUUGUAAUAAGAUACUUGCACAGUCGAACUAUGGGCUUGUUUUUUUUACAGGACAGUCUGAGAAAAAAAAAAAAAAAAAAAA